Molecule: messenger RNA, 941 nt
Organism: Euleptes europaea (tarantolino)
Lineage: Eukaryota; Metazoa; Chordata; Lepidosauria; Squamata; Sphaerodactylidae
Gene: ABHD11
Product: abhydrolase domain containing 11
Exons: 6
Coding region: 1-915 (304 amino acids)
Cellular component (GO): mitochondrion
Source: RefSeq, a predicted model, not a curated record
AUGCUCCGCGCGCUCGCUUUCCCCAGGUGGGCCCGAGCGUCGCCCCUCCGACCCCGCGUCGUCAUCCUGGCCGAGGAAAGGAGGGCCGUCGCCAGCAACGUGAUGACGCCACUGCCCCUCUCCUACACAGUGUUUGAUGGCCCCUCACCUCAACCGCCGCUUGUUUUUCUACAUGGGCUCUUUGGAAGCAAAACCAACUUCCAGUCCCUCGCCAAAAAGCUGGUGCUCCAGACCGGCCGCAAGGUGCUGACCAUAGAUGCCCGUAACCACGGCAGCAGCCCCCACAGCCCCUUGAUGUCUUAUGAAGCCAUGAGCGCCGAUGUCCAGCUCCUCCUACACCAGCUGCGCCUCCACAGGUGUGUCUUGAUCGGGCAUAGCAUGGGUGGCAAGACGGCCAUGGUACUCUCGCUCCAGCGGCCGGAGCUGGUGGAGCGCCUGGUGUGUGUUGAUAUCAGCCCCAGCGAGACGUCCGCUGUCACCAGCUUCCAGGCCUUCGUGGCCGCCAUGCGGGCUGUGGACAUCCCAUGGGGCCUCCCCCGCUCCACUGCUUGCCGGCUGGCCGAAGAGCAGCUGCGCUCAACCGUCCAGGAGCCAGCCAUCCGCAACUUUAUGCUUACCAAUCUGGUGUCUUCUGAGGGCCAGUUUGUGUGGCGUGUGAACCUGGAGGCCGUCUCCCACCAUCUGGAUGAAAUCAUGAGUUUCCCUGACUUCCAGACGCCCUACUCGGGUCCCACACUUUUCCUGGGAGGCUCGAAAUCUGGGUACAUCAGCUCCAAUGACUACCCGGAGAUUGAGCGGCUUUUCCCCCAAGCUGAGAUCCAGUACGUGCCCGAUGCCGGACACUGGGUUCACGCCGAUCAGCCCCAGCUGUUCCUCGCUGCUGUGUGUAACUUCCUGGAGCUGCCUCCACCAUAGAGUUUUUUGAAGGAUCUUCACAAACC